Chiloscyllium plagiosum (whitespotted bambooshark) is the source of this 677-nucleotide messenger RNA. The record is from RefSeq and is a predicted model, not a curated record. NCBI's taxonomy places the organism in Eukaryota, Metazoa, Chordata, Chondrichthyes, Orectolobiformes, Hemiscylliidae.
ACCCACUCUGCAAUCUCACUCUGAAUGAUGGAUAUUUUGAAAUCGUUAAUACAACAUGGCUGCAGACAAACAACAAAACUUGUCCCGAUGGAUCCGAAAUCUCUAUUCCUCACCAGGGUCCGAGUGAGCAAUACUGGGAUAAAGUGGCUUUACGCCGUUCAAGUUCAGUGGAUGAGACUGGGGAGAUAGUCUGGCAUUUAGCCCUCUGUCUGCUUCUGACCUGGCUAAUAGUUGGGGCAACGUUAUCAAAAGGAAUCAAAUCUUCAGGAAAGGUGGUUUAUUUCACUGCGACACUUCCUUUUGUGAUUCUCGUCAUCCUCCUGAUCCAAGGGCUUACACUGGAAGGAGCCUCUGAAGGGAUUGAAUUCUACAUUGGAAGACAAUCAGACUUCACCAAACUGACUGAGGCUCAGGUCUGGAUAGAUGCUGCAGUUCAAAUUUUCUUUUCUUGUACAGUGGGUUCUGGCCUCUUAAUAACACUGUCUUCAUACAACAAAUUCCAUAACAACAGUUAUCAAGACACCAUCAUUGUCUGUGUUGUUAAUUCUCUCACGAGUUUUUUUGCUGGAUUUGUCAUCUUCUCCAAUCUUGGACACAUGGCUCAUGUCCAAAACAAGACUGUUUCAGACAUUGCACAGUCAGGUAAAUGCAGAAUCAAACUUAACAACAUCUGUUAA